GUUUCUACAACACUGUCAACAGCACUCCUUCUGGCAAUUCAGUCGUCUUAGAAUCUGUAGGAGUGUCUGGUGGUUCUGGAAGCAGAACCUUGCAUUGCAGUGCUUAGAUCAAUCGUUCACACCAAAACGGGUGUUCUUUCAACGCGUGACAUUGGGCGGUAGGAUUAGCUGCACACUCAGAAUAGUGCGCUCCGUAGGAAUUCUCAGCGGUGCGACUCUGCACCCAUUGAACCAAAGUGCCACCAUGAAUUUGGAGAAGCUGCGAUCGGUGGUGCGCGACGCCCUUGGGAAGCACCUCUACUCAUCGGCAAUCUUCUUUGCUGACAAGCUGGUCACUGUCUCUGGGGCCGCUGCCUCGGACGUUUACCUUUUAGCUCAGGCGUACUACCUAAGCAAGCAGUACCAGCGGGCGCUACACUUGCUGCGGCAAGAGCACCUGCUGACGGCUGAUGACCGCUUCAAGUACCUGGCUGCCCGAUGCCUGGCGGAGCUGAAAGAGUGGGACGAGUGCCUGGUGAUGCUGGGGGAUGACGAGAGCCUGGCCGAGCAAAGCGGCCAAGCCAGCGAGGGGGAAAGCAUGGAGCUGAAUGGGGAAGGCAGGGAGAUCAACAUUGUUGCAGCGAACUGUCUCCUUCGAGGGCGGGCGUUUGAGGCGCUGGACAAUCGGACAAAGGCCCUCUUCUGGUACAAGGCGACACUCCGAGCGGAUCCGUAUUGCUACGAGGCCUUCGAGCAUUUGUUUGACAACCGCAUGCUAUCGGCGGAUGCAGAAGCGAAACUCUUAGACUCGUUGAAGUUCCCGGCGGAAGACCGGUGGCUGGCGCUGCUUUACCAGUGCAAGAGCGUGAAGUUUGGCCAGCGGCUGUUUGAGGAGCGCGCCGUGGAGUUGGAGCGGUCCGCCGAUGACGCGCCUAGCACGAGCGGGAGCGACGGGUGGGGGCUGCGGGGCAACGGGGACCUUUUGGCCUGCCGCGCUGAUAACCUGUACCACCGGGCGGAGUACCAGCAGUGCUACGACCUGACGAAAAGCGUACUCGAACGGGACCCGUAUCACUUGGCGUGCAUGCCCGUCCACGUGGCAGCCGCUCUGGAGCUGCGGCGCAAGAACGAGCUGUUUCUGCUCGCGCACAAGCUGGUGCAGGAGUACCCCCAGAAAGCCGUCGCGUGGUUUGCGGUCGGGGCCUACUACAGCUGCAUACGGAACUACGACUCCGCGCGGCGAUAUUUCGCGAAAUCCACGAGUCUGGACAGCUCCUUCGCGCCGGCGUGGCUGGGUUUCGGGAACGCGUUCGCCGCUCAGGACGAAAGCGACCAGGCAAUGGCGGCAUACCGGACUGCAGCUCGGCUGUUUCCGGGGUGCCACCUACCGAGUCUAUGCAUCGGCAUCGAGUACCAAAAGACGAACAACCUGAACCUAGCGGAGCAGUUUCUGAAGGACGCCCAAAAGCUGUGCCCCCAGGAUCCGCUCAUCUACAACGAGCUCGGCGUGCUGUCGUACCGGAACAAGGACCACCGGAAAGCGGAAAGCUGGCUGCGGAAAGCGCUCUCGCUCGCGCCGGAACCGCUGACCGACGCCUGGGAGGCCACGUGCGUCAACCUGGGGCACGCGCUGCGCAAGCAACGAAAAUACGCCGAAGCAAUUGACUGGUACGAUAAGGCUCUGGGCCUGUGUCCCCGCUCCGCCAGCACCUAUGCCGCGCUCGGCUACACGCACCACCUCAUGGAUCAAUUGACUCUUGCGAUCGAGUACUACCACAAAGCUCUGGGGCUGAAAGCGGACGACACCUUCACCGCCGAGAUGCUGACACGCGCGCUCGAGGACGAAGGCGCUCGAUUCGGGAUGGGCGGGGGAGAAGAAUUUCUGUAG
This is a messenger RNA of Klebsormidium nitens, 1867 nucleotides long. The record is from the annotation of a GenBank genome assembly. NCBI's taxonomy places the organism in Eukaryota, Viridiplantae, Streptophyta, Klebsormidiophyceae, Klebsormidiales, Klebsormidiaceae.